AUGCUGGAUACAUUGCGGCCCGUGCUAGAAAUCCUCGCCUGGUCUUUCAGAUGCCUGUUCUCUGGAAAGCACCCAAGCUUGAACUGGAGCAACGAAGCUUACAAUGGCCGCCACAAAGCUGGCACCCCCAUUGCAGGCUGGUUCAACUCCACGAAGCGGGCAGAGCAGAUGGUUCAGCUGUGUGGACGCUUUAAGAAUUGGGCGAGCUGCAACUCGCACCGGCAGCUUGGCAAACCCGGAACGACGAGGAAGGAAGCAGACGCUCGCAUGGUGUGCUUGGAGCAUGUCGCAUGGCACUCUUUGGCAACGAUGCCCGCUGGCCUACUUGAUUUGGAGCAGGGCACUUACCCUGUCCUCAAGCUGAAGGCGUGGAAUGGACGAUUGAUGAUUCUUUUUUUGGCCGUUGCCCUGAAGGGGCUCUCGGAACCUGGCGAUGAUCUGUUGCGAAAGGAACGCCGGGCGGCGCUGGCGGCUGCCGAGUGUGUUGCUUGCAUUUUCGACAGAUCCGAGCGGGCUGCUCGACUGCUCACGGAGCAGGAGGCCGAGUCGAUCAGCGAGGCAAUUUUGAAGUUCCUCAUGAUUUAUAAACAACUGGUGAAAAUUUCGGUGUCUCGGAAUUGCCCACGAUACAAGAUUAUCCCGAAAAUGCAUGCAUUAUUGCAUGUUGGGGAGGAUGUCCGGGACACCCGCUGCAAUUUUAGACACUUUCAUUGCUUCAUGGACGAAGACUAUAUAGGGCAGAUGAAGGAGUUGACAAUCAAACUGCCAAAAGUAGGCGGCGGCCUGGAAUAUAGAUUGCUCACUCGAUGGCUGCUCCGUCUGGGUGCCUCGAGACCACUUCGUGCUGGCGCAAAGUGA
This is a messenger RNA of Symbiodinium sp. CCMP2592, 858 nucleotides long. The record is from the annotation of a GenBank genome assembly. Lineage: Eukaryota; Dinophyceae; Suessiales; Symbiodiniaceae.